Molecule: messenger RNA, 410 nt
Organism: Sinocyclocheilus anshuiensis
Lineage: Eukaryota; Metazoa; Chordata; Actinopteri; Cypriniformes; Cyprinidae
Product: guanine nucleotide-binding protein G(I)/G(S)/G(O) subunit gamma-12-like
Exons: 4
Coding region: 180-410 (76 amino acids)
Biological process (GO): G protein-coupled receptor signaling pathway
Cellular component (GO): heterotrimeric G-protein complex
Molecular function (GO): G-protein beta-subunit binding
Source: RefSeq, a predicted model, not a curated record
ACCAGUUUUGGGGCGUAUUUUCCGUUUCUUCACUGAUUUAUCAGCAGAUCACACUUGAGAGAUUGAUUUAAAGGUACAUUUGUAUGCCGAAAAGAGAAAGUUGUCGCCUUGUAAUCCUUUAAGUUUAUAGGCUAUCAAGUUGUGAAGCGGAUAACAAACUUUCACGAUUCAACAGUUAUAUGGUUUCAAAAAUGUCCUCUAAAAUGGUGGGCUCAAACAACCUGGCAAAUGCUAGGAGGAUGGUACAGCAACUGAGAGUCGAGGCCAGUAUUGAGAGGAUAAAGGUAUCCAAGGCCUCAGCUGACCUCAUGCGUUACUGUGGAGAAAACGCCAAAUACGACCCCCUGCUCAUGGGCAUCCCUGCCUCAGAAAACCCCUUCAAGGACAAAAAGCCCUGCACUAUAUUGUAG